CUCAAUAUGGUGCAAAUCAAGAGUGCCAUCGCCUCCUUCGGUAUUUUAUUUGCGUACAGUACAAUCGCUACACCACUGUCGAAACGUGCAGCCCUCGACGAUUGUCUGAAAACAGCUGCGGUUCCUGCCCUGGAGUUUCAGUCUAAAGAUUAUAAUCAAUCUGUCAAGCCUUUCAACCUUCGUGUCAACUUUAAGCCCGUCGCCUACUCCGUCCCUACCACAGUAAAACACAUCCAGGAUGCAGUUUCCUGCGGUGCAAAAAAUGGAAUUCAAGUCACUCCAAAGUCUGGGGGACAUAGCUACGGGUCUCAUGGCCUGGGUGGAGAAGAUGGCCAUUUAAUCGUCGACAUGCGCAAUUUCGCCAACGUUACGCUGAACCUCGCUGAGCAGACGGCUCUCAUUGGAACAGGAGGAAGACUGGGAGAUGUGGCUACAGCUUUAUAUAGCCAGGGAAAGCAGGCCAUUGUACAUGGAACCUGUCCGGGAGUGGGUGUUGGAGGUCUUAGUCUCCACGGAGGCUAUGGCAUGAUGUCUCGCGGCAGAGGCCUGACUCUCGACAACAUACUUGAAGUUGAAUUAGUACUCGCAAACAGCAGCGUUGUAACAGCAUCCGCAACCAAGAAUCCCGAUCUGUUCUACGCCCUGCGCGGUGCGGGAGCCGCUUUCGGUAUCGUGACAAACUUCAAGUUCAAAACCUUCACACCGCCUGAAAACAACAUUGUCUUCAACUACAACGUCCGACCCGGCACGUCCGAAAAUCUUGCCAACAUGGUCACCGUCUUGCAAAACUUCGCCGUCAAUGAACAACCCGCCGAGCUCAACAUGCGUCUGACUAUCUCGCCAGGAAGCUCCCUCGGCGGCGUAUACUAUGGCAGCCGCGAAGACUAUAACAAGCUCAUGGGCCCCUUACUCACCAAACUUGGCAUCACUGGCGGUCAAGUUUCGAACAACACAUGGAUCAGCACCCUCUCCGCCUUCGCAUACGGACCUCUCCAACAAGCCAAACCCUACGACACACACGAGAACUUCUUUGCCAAAUCCCUGAUGCCAUCCUGGCUCAGCGCCCCCGCCAUCAACGCGCUUGCCAACUAUUGGAACACGACCGCUCGCACAAACACGCGCGCUUGGUACCUCAUGAUCGACCUGCAUGGUGGAAAGUCCUCCGCCAUCUCCAAGGUCGGGGCAGACAGCACCGCAUAUGCGCAUCGCAACGCCACUUUCAAAAUGCAGUUCUACGACCGCAGUUUCUUUGGUGACUAUAACCCUAGUUGGUUCAGCUUCUUGAAUGGCUGGAUCGGGAAUAUCACUGCUGCUAGCCCUGGAGAGAAUUUCGGCAUGUAUAUCAACUACGCGGAUACGAGCUUGGACAAGGCCGACGCGCAUAAGCGGUAUUGGUUGGGCCACUAUGAUCGCUUAGUAGGAAUCAAGAAAGCAGUAGACCCCAAGGGAGUCUUCGAGGGUCCGCAGUUGGUAGGGUCGUAG
Molecule: messenger RNA, 1482 nt
Organism: Periconia digitata
Lineage: Eukaryota; Fungi; Ascomycota; Dothideomycetes; Pleosporales; Periconiaceae
Source: the annotation of a GenBank genome assembly